This is a messenger RNA of Mobula hypostoma (lesser devil ray), 6931 nucleotides long. Its product is annotated as zinc finger protein 107-like. The transcript has 2 exons. Bases 191 to 3796 code for a protein of 1201 amino acids. Lineage: Eukaryota; Metazoa; Chordata; Chondrichthyes; Myliobatiformes; Myliobatidae. Gene Ontology annotation, molecular function: RNA polymerase II cis-regulatory region sequence-specific DNA binding; DNA-binding transcription activator activity, RNA polymerase II-specific. The record is from RefSeq and is a predicted model, not a curated record. Gene Ontology annotation, cellular component: nucleus. Gene Ontology annotation, biological process: regulation of transcription by RNA polymerase II.
GAGGGAGGGGGAGGAAGUGAUGGAUUUCCUUCCUGCACUUGGACGCUCAGGCGCCGAGGGCUCGUUAAUGGCUGAUAGUUUGAAGCCGGAAGUAGAGGAGCUUUAAAUUCACUUUCUCCGCGUUAGUGAAUAUCGGCUGCCUGUGAAUGCUGCUUUUCCAACUCAGGGAGAGUUUGAGCUGCAGUGGAAAAUGCCCAGGAGGAAGCAGUCCAACCCGCAACCUGUGAAAAGUUCUGGUGGCUUGGAGUUUGCUGAUGCAGGCGACAAUGGUGAUCUUCCCCCAAGCUGCAAAAGACUCAAGGUUGAAAAGGAUUUCCAGACGGCUGCCCAAGCAGAAUCUACUGCCAGACCACCCAGUGUUUCCCAUCGCGAUGCCCCCUUUCCCCAGACAAACGGCUUUGUCAGUCAGAGUCAUCUGGAAGCCAGCAUGGAAGUUACACUGGAAGAAGACUGUAGUCUUGAGGAAUCUUCCUUGUACUGUGAAAGUCUCAGCCAAACCAAAGUACCGGGUGAUGAGGAACUGUACAAAUGUUCGUACUGCAGUUACACUGCUGAGCAGGCGGACAAAUUGAAGCAUCAUUUCCUGAUUCACGAAGGCCAGAAGGCAUCACAGUGUGUCGAAGAACCUGACCAGUCCCAGAAACGGCCAGUCGAGUGCACUGGCUGUCACGUUGCCUGCAAUCAUACGAUAGCCCCAGCUCGGCACUCGAACCAGCCUUCAACGGAAAUAAAGGGUGGCGCAGUCUCGGGGAAACCUGUGUCCUUGCAAGCAGGUAAUACCUCUGCCGCCGUGGGAGGAGAGAAGAAAUUUUACAACUGCUCGUAUUGCAACUACACAUCAUCACUAAUGGGGAAUCUACAACGCCAUAUCCGCAUUCACCUUGGAGAAAAGCCCUUCAAGUGCGACCAGUGUUACUAUGCGACCGGCCAGUCAGGGAACCUGAAACGGCACAAGCUAAUCCACACCCAGAAGAAGUCAUUCAUGUGUAACCAGUGUGACUAUGCUUCCGUCCAGAUGGGUAAUCUCAAACGGCACAUGCUGACACACUCGAGGAAAAAGUGCUUCAAAUGCGGACAGUGUGAGUACGAAGGGGAAAGUAUGGCUGAUUUAAUGAGGCACAAGCAAAACCACAAAGAUGACAAAGGGUUAAUGGACAGUCCACAAGCAGACACAGUCGAGGUGAAGGAAAUUAGUGAGGACAAGCCUUAUAAAUGUUUGUAUUGCAGCUACGCCUCGCCGCUGCUGGGGAACUUGCAGCGGCACACGCGCAUCCAUCUGGGGGAAAAGCCCUUCAAAUGUGACAAAUGCAGUUAUUCUUCUUGUCAGAUGGGGAACCUCAAACGUCAUCUGCUGACGCACACGCGUGAGAAGAUGCUCAACUGUCGCCAUUGCGGCUACGUCUGUAGUAAUGUGAUUGAUUUGAGGCAGCACAGACAGAUUCACGUUAAAGACAAGCUGUCACGAGAUGAGGAGAAACCUCCAGUGAGCAAGCAAAGUACCAGCAAUCCAGUCUCAACCGAGCCAGCCCAAACAGGCGCCGGGGAUAAAAAGCCUUACAAAUGUUCAUAUUGUGAUUAUACGUCGUUAUUACUGGGGAAUCUCCAAAGGCACACCCGAAUUCAUCUUGGAGAGAAACCCUUUAAAUGUGACCAGUGUGACUAUGCAACCUAUCAGUCUGGGCACCUCAAGAGGCACAGACAAACUCAUAUGCACAAAAGGUCACUCAAGUGCCGCUUGUGUGACUGUGUCUGUGGUAACUUGACGGAACUUAAGCAACAUCAACAAGAGCACACAACCAACAGCGCAAGUGGGGAGAAGAAGCCUUAUAAAUGUACGUACUGUAAUUACGUGUCGUCCUUAUCGGGGAAUCUCCAGAGACACCUGCGCAUUCACCUGGGAGAAAAACCCUUCAAGUGCGACCAAUGCGAAUACGCGUCUCACCAGUCCGGAAACCUCAAGCGGCACCUGUUAACACACACGCGGCCAAAGUCCUUCAAGUGCGGCAUCUGCUACUGUACGUGCGCCAGUGCAGAGGAGCUCAGGGACCAUAAGGAGGGUCACAUCAAGAAAGAGUCACUGGCGUGGGAGGGGAGUGAGAAGCCUCAGGAGCUCUAUACCUGUAAGCUGUGUAGUUUUGUCUCAGAGUAUCCGGGUCAUCUCAUGAGGCACAUGAAAACUCACAACGCAGAAAAGCCGUACAAGUGCCACUACUGUUCAUACGCCACAGUGCAGCAGGGUAAUCUCAAGCGGCACAUAUUGAUCCACACCGGGGAAAAGCCCUUCCAGUGCGACGAGUGUAGUUACACCUGUAGCCGGAUGGAGAAUCUGAAGCGGCACAAACAAACGCACUUGGAGAAGGCCUCGCCAGACGAAGGCGAAGGCAGCAGCUUGGCAAAAUCUGAGAAAUCCUUUCCUUGUGAGCUGUGCGAUUUUAAAGCACGGUACCCCAGUAUCCUUGCGAGGCACGUGAAAACUCACGUGGAUGUGGCCGAGAAGGUAGAGGGGGCCCAAAGGAAUGGGCCAGAUAUAAAGCCCUUUAAGUGUGACUGGUGCACUUACUGUAGCAGCAGUGCGACGAGCUGGAAAGCGCACGUACAGAGUCACCUGAGCAAUGACACGGCAUCAGAGCACCAGGAGGAAAGCAAGAGCGAACCUGCCCCGAAAGAUUUCUCUUGCAACCUGUGUGACUUCAUUACCCAGUACCCAGAUGACCUAAUGAGGCACAUUAAAACACACAACAUGGACUCCGUACGCAAUGAUCCCCAGACCCCUUCUGCUGAGGUACAUACAGGUAAAGAUAGUAGAAACAUUUUCUCGUGUAAGUCGUGCAAUUUUGUUACCCAGUACCCUAACCAUUUCAUAAUGCACAUGAAAACGCACAUGAAAACUCUCAGCACUAGCAAUAGUGAAUACCAGUGUUCUCAUUGCAACUACAGCACCAAGCAAAGUGGCAAUUUCAAGCGUCACAUCCAGAUUCACUUGGGUAUAAAGCCAUAUAAAUGUAAAAAGUGCAGCUAUGCUUCAAUUAACUUUGCAAACUUGAAGAGGCACUUACAGACCCAUAUCAAGCAAGCGUCUGACCAAACUGAUUCCUCCUCAUCCAAUACGUUUGAACUUUUCCAACAGAGCAUAAAAACGGAGAGCGAGGAUGAUCCCUGCUCGCAGGAAGAACGUCUUGAAAAUGAUGACAAGUGGCCCAGCUGUAGAAAUUUGAAAUGGAAGAGACAGUAUAAAUGCUCUCAGUGCUUUUACAAAAGUACCGAGCUGGGAAACCUCAACAGACACAUCAGGAGUCACAGAGGAGAAAAACCCUUUAAGUGUACUCAGUGCGAUUAUGCUUCCACCCAGAUGGUCAACGUUAGGCGGCACCUUCAAACGCACACAGAAAAGAAGUCCUUCCAAUGCACCCAGUGCAAGUUUGUGUGUGAGAGCAGAGUGGCCCUUAAGCUCCACAAGCAGAGUCACGAGGCGAGUGCGGAGAUAAAGCAGGAGGGGGAGAGUGAAAGUAGCAUUAGCAAAGAACAGAAAGUCUUCACUUGCAAGUUGUGUAGCUUUGCCUCUCAGUAUCAGAGCAACCUCAUAAGACACAUGAAUAUACACAACUAUAAGAGGCCAUAUAAAUGUUCACAGUGUAACUACGUCUCUGCCCAGAUGGGCAAUCUGAAGCGACACAUGAGGAACCAUCUCCAGAGUGAAACCUUCCAGUGUGAGCAGUGCAACUAUUCAUGUGCUUCCAUGACUAACCUCAAACGACAUACCAGGGUUCACACAAGUCAAAAUCCGACCGUAGAAUAAAGGGAAAUCUUGCGUUGGAAAGGUCAACGAGCCCACGGUUCAACAAGUUAAAUUGUUGUGAUGGGCAGCAUUCAGAAUCUUAGAGCACUGAUGUAGAACCUGUCACUUCUCCCAGUGAUGGCCAUGUGCGGGCACUCAUGCCUCUUCAGUGCCAGCAAUUACAGAGUCUAAUGGGCCUCAAUAGGGAAAAACAAACAUUGGGGAGAGCUUUACAACGAUACUUGAAAUCACUGUAAAUCUUAAAAAUGCAUUUGUGAACAUAAGUUCUGUUUGAACAUAGCACAGUGGAGUUUUCCCUGAAGGUCUCUUUGGGGUGUACACCUGUUUUGCUUUUUGGUAAAUUCCAAUUAAGAAGGUGAAAAUCAGAGGCCAAACUUUCAGACAACUAUCAAACUUAAGUUGCUCUAUGAGGAGGAAUUUUACUCAAAGUGAUUGGUUAUAUUAAAACAAGAAAAAGUAUAAUAGCAUUCAUACUAUUGUUAAAUUUGGGCAUAUGGGUCCAGGAGGGAAGCUGAUUUUUUUUUCCAUCCACAUCAUUGCUUUAAGUUUAAGAUGAUGUAAAUAGGCAUUAACAGGUAAAUAACCAACUGAUUGUACAUUAGCAGAUAAGAGUGACUGCAGAUCCAUAAUCUAGCAGUGAUCGCUGAACAGCUAUGUAGACAAAGCUGUCCUUGAAUUUAAUUUCCUUGUGGGGCUGAGCCUUUUUCUUUUGGCUUCCCAGGAAUCCUACAGUAGCUUUACACUGGGGUUGUUGAUUUAGUUUAAAUUUGAGCUGUGUUCAAUCACAUUAAAUACUAAAGCAUGGGUUGUGAUUUUUUUUGAUAAUUUAUAUAUUUAGUAAUAAUCAGAGAAAAUUCGUUAUUCUGUGUUUCUGAAUUUCAUCUCAAUCUGUUACUCUACCAAACAACAUAUAAGUUCAUUGAUCCACUUGAUCUGUUCUGAUUGUGUCAUUGAUACUUCCUUUAAAACUUCCCUGUGAAUUAUAAAUAUAACCAAUUAUCCCAGGGGGUUGCCGACCUGAGGCUCACAGACUCCUUGAUUAAUGGUAGGGGGUCAAUGGCGCACAAAAGGUUGGGAGCCCCUGAAUUAGCCAGUGUGGAUUUAAUUCCCUAAAAGUGGAUCCAGCCUUGGUCGUAAUAGAACUUGAACAACUCUAGUUUCAUUCUGACUUCACCAGAAGUGGGAUAUCUACUUCAGAGAAUGAGACCAGAAAACCCGCUUGAUCUAGUUGUAGUGCAGGGUUUCUCUUUAGUGGAAUAUCACUGUGAUGUGCAACAUCCCACCAUUGUGGGAAAUGAUGUGGUCUGCAGAUUUGAAACUCCAAACUUGGUUGCUGCAACACUGCAGAAAGCAAGGUGACUGUUAAACUGGAAGCAGAUUACAUUUUAGGUUUGAAUGGUCUUGGAAUAAACUGAACAAGUUCUCUGGCAACUAGCACAGGUACUUAAUGUCAUUUUUGGGUAAUGUGUUCAAAACGUCCCAGUCACCUACUUUGUAACUGGAUAUGUGUAAAUAUCUCAGGUAUGGUAUAUCUCCAUAACACUCUCGACAUGGACAGUGUGUCAACUGGAUCUAUAAAGGCAAGAUUUUAUUUCUUCUUCUUCUUAAGCCCAUCACUCCAACUGGGGCAUAGGCUGCUGACAGCAGCUCACCUCACCAAAGUCUGCUGUCCUGGGCCACUCUUUUAGUCUUUCAAGGUGUAGCCCACUGAAAAUCUUUCCUCUCCCAGGGGUGAGGUCUUUUGGCAUUUCUGCAUCUCCAGCUUUUUAUGGGAUGGAGUUGCUAGUCCCAUGCCCAACCUUCCUCCUUUUGCAGUCAGGCUUGGGACUGUCCAUGGCGGAGUUAGGAUUUCAUUUUCCCAGUUGAAUGUUGAAGCAAGCUCUGUCCAAAGGUGCUGACCAUUUAGAUUUGGAGCCAGUGCAUCCAAGGCAAAGGUGAAGAGCUGGUUUGAUACUAGAAGAGUACAAAAUGGCCUCUGUCACCUCCAACCACUUGUCAAAUCUAUAUAUGUCAGAUCUGGGUCACAUCGACUUGACUUAAUUAGUUAUUACUUUGGAGAGACUACUUGACCUGAGCAGUUCUAGAAUUUUCAGAUUUGUUCAAAUCAAGGUUGGAUCCUAAUCGGUCUGUCCUUGAUUUGAGAUGGCGGUGAGUCAGGUUCAUCAGUGCAAAUGGACUCCAGUUCACCAUGGGUCAGUCAGGGUCAUCUUAGGCUUAAGGGUCAGUAAGAAUGGCAAUGUCAACAAUGUUUGGAUAUCAAAGCAAUGAAUGAAUAAACUUAUUUCCCUCACACGUGACAAGCUCUUUGCUUUUGGAAUUAUGCCUGGGGGAACCACAAUUCUCAUACCUUUCUUAAAAGGAAAUACAAUCUUAUUUUCUACGUGAUUAACUUUACUCAGUGUUAAAUGGGUGCCACGCUAGCGCAGUGGUUAGUGUGACAAUGUUACAGUUCGGGACGUACUGGGGUUCAGAGUUCAAUUCUGGUACUGUCUCGUACAUUCUCCCCAUGAAUGUGUUGGUUUCGGCCGGGUGCUUCAGAUUCCACAGUCCAAAGACGUACGAGUUAGUAGAUUAAUUGGCCAUUGUAAAUUGUCCUAUGAUUAGGCUAGGGUUUCUGUGCAGUGUAGCUCGUAGUGCCUGAAGGGUCUGAUCUGCACCAUAUCUCUAAAUAAAAAAGGCAACUAACUGUAAUAUCGCAGCAGGAAUAUUAUCAAACCAUGUGCUGAAGAUCUAUGGCCUGUCGUCUCAGCAGUGCCAAUACACAGGCUUGGGUAACAUAAAAUUAUUUAAAUAAAAUGAAAUUUGAAAUACUUUGGAAGCACUGGUUGAAUAUGUUAAAAGUUAGCAAAAUAAUGCUUUAGUCAGUUAAUCAGAAUCAGGUUUGAUAUCACUGGCAUGUGUCAUGAAAUUUGUUUAGCAGCAGCAGUACAUAUUUUAAAAAAUUAUCAAAUACAGUAAGAAAUACACAUUAAGUUAAAUAAGUAGUGCACAAAGAGAGCAAAACAAACAAUGAGGUAGUGUCCGUGGGUUCAGUGGGUUCAUGGUGCAGGGGAAGAGGCUGUAAAGUUUCACUUGUCCACUCACCAAGAACCUUAUUUAAUAAUUAUACAAAUUUUAUUCAACAUGAAAUUUUAA